Messenger RNA from Galeopterus variegatus (Sunda flying lemur), 484 nucleotides. Its product is annotated as platelet-derived growth factor receptor beta-like. Lineage: Eukaryota; Metazoa; Chordata; Mammalia; Dermoptera; Cynocephalidae. The record is from RefSeq and is a predicted model, not a curated record. The transcript is spliced from 2 exons. The annotation marks the transcript as partial.
CCAGCCCUAAGCCAAUCUUUCUCCACCAGUGUCAUCCAUGAAUAUCUCAGUGAACGCAGUGCAGACUGUGGUCCGCCAGGGUGAGAACAUCACCAUCAUGUGCAUUGUGAUCGGGAAUGAGGUGGUCAAGUUUGAAUGGACGUACCCCCGCAUGGAGAGUGGGCGGCUGGUGCAGCCAGUGACUGACUUCCCCUUGGACGUUCCCUACCACAUUCGCUCCAGCCUGCACAUCCCCAAUGCUGAGCUGGGCGACUCAGGGACCUACAUCUGCAAUGUGUCAGAGAGUGUGUACGACCGUCAAGAUGAAAAGGCCAUCAAUGUCACUGUGGUCGGUGCGUGUCUUGGGCUCAACCUCAACCCCCAAUCUGAGCUGGACCCAGACUCUGUCACAGCCAUGGGGUACAGCCAGCUACACUCCAGUCUACUCCUAGCCUCUGUGCCAACCAAAGCCUCAUUCCGGGAUAAACCCAAACCAAAGUGCAAU